Messenger RNA from Dicentrarchus labrax (European seabass), 390 nucleotides. It is a transcript of the gene lyset, whose product is annotated as transmembrane protein 251. Lineage: Eukaryota; Metazoa; Chordata; Actinopteri; Moronidae. The record is from RefSeq and is a predicted model, not a curated record. The transcript has a single exon. The coding region runs from base 1 to 390 and encodes 129 amino acids.
AUGAUGAACUUCCGUCAGAGGAUGGGAUGGGUGGGCGUGGCUCUCUACCUGUUGCUCAGCGUCGUGGUGGCAUACUAUGUCUUUGAGGUUCACAGCUUCAGUUUGGAGCAUGUGCAGAGAAGCAGGGCCAACCCCUCGGCUCCGCCCCUUGCCAUCAGCUGGUCUCAGAGCAUCAGUGCUCGUCUGCCGCCACUUCCAGUCUGGAUGUGGGUGUCAGUCUUCCUGCUGCCGUACCUGCAGCUCUUCCUCUUCCUGUUCUCCUGUACGCGAGCGGACCCUCGCGCAGUUGGUUACUGCGUCCUUCCCGUCUGCCUCGCCCUGCUCUGCAGCCGCCGCCAAGCCACCCACAAACCAGCCAAUCAGAGAGGCCCGCCGCUCAUUGACACAUAG